AUGGUGGAGGUAGAUGACUCCAAGGUCACUGGCUCCACUGAGGAGAGAUCCAUUGGGGUCCAGAUGACUCUGGGGUUGAUGGAGUCCAGAUUUUGGGCCAUCGCAGCACAGCCAAACGACACGGAUUGCUCAUCCGUGGAAGGGAUCUGUCCUCUUCGCUGUGACAGCAUCGAUAUCGACUGCUACGUGAUUGACAAUAAUGGCUUUGUCCUAAUUUCUAAACAGCGCAAUGAUGCGGGGAGGUUCUUCGGCGAGGUUGACGGAUCAGUGAUGACCACGCUGAUCCGAAUGGGCAUGUUCAAAAGGGUAUCCUUGUUCGACUACCAGGCCAUGUGUAAGAUCAACUUGCACUCUGUCAGCAGCGCCCGUCCACUUCUCAGUCCCUUCUAUGGUUUGGCCUCAACCCUCAAGUGGUUCCUCUCCAACUUCCUACUGUUUCUCCUGGAGUUCAAUAUCUGUGGCCUCUGGCACACGGAGCAUUUUGCUGAAG
Messenger RNA from Stegastes partitus (bicolor damselfish), 490 nucleotides. Its product is annotated as voltage-dependent calcium channel subunit alpha-2/delta-3-like. Gene Ontology annotation, molecular function: voltage-gated calcium channel activity. The transcript is spliced from 9 exons. Gene Ontology annotation, cellular component: voltage-gated calcium channel complex. Lineage: Eukaryota; Metazoa; Chordata; Actinopteri; Pomacentridae. The annotation marks the transcript as partial. The record is from RefSeq and is a predicted model, not a curated record.